Molecule: messenger RNA, 6299 nt
Organism: Frieseomelitta varia
Lineage: Eukaryota; Metazoa; Arthropoda; Insecta; Hymenoptera; Apidae
Product: NK-tumor recognition protein
Exons: 14
Coding region: 178-3471 (1097 amino acids)
Biological process (GO): positive regulation of transcription by RNA polymerase II
Cellular component (GO): nucleus
Molecular function (GO): RNA binding; transcription factor binding
Source: RefSeq, a predicted model, not a curated record
AUUAGACAAAUAAAUUACAGUUUUAUAGUAUAUUUUUAGUGCACGUACUUUAAUUAUUCGCUUGGAAUUCUGUAUUAUUUCAUUUGACAGUUUGAUGUCUGCCGAAUAUUAAUGUUUUUUAAUUUCGAAGAUUGGUGUUGUACGAUAAUUUUUUAAUGUACUGUUGAAAAUUGUGUCAUGGAGACUGAAUUUUUAAAUUUUUAUGAUGAAGAACAAUUUUCUGACUUUCCAUUGUCUUCAGAACAGCAAACCUUUAGGGAAAGUCCUCAAGAUUUAUUAAUGCGUAUAGUUGAAAAUGAUUUCGAUUACAUGGAAACCCAUUUCGAUAUUGCAAAUUCUGAUAUUUUAUGGAACAGAGAACAUGAACACAAUGAGGAUGAGGAUGAAGUGUCAGUUUCAACAAUUGACAGUUUUAAAGAAGAUUUUGCAAAAGUUCUUACAGACUGGCAAGAACACAUUGGUUACUUGCAGGCUUCAGAUACGGAUGAAUACAUGGAUAUCAUAGGAUUAAGCAUGAAUGGUACAGAUAAAAGAAAUUUUUAUACUGCAGAAAGUAUAGUUCAAGAUGAACAAACAAUGCAUACUGUAGAAUCUAAUUUCCUUAUAAUGGAACAAGAAAAUAUAGGGAAAGAAUAUUCUCAUAGCAAUCAGAGUAUAUUAGAUGUAGAAAACACCAAUAAAGAGUAUACGACAGAAGAUAAUUCACAUCGUAAAAAUGAUAACUUUGUGGGAGGUGAUAGUAUGAAAAUGGAAAUAAAAAAAAAAUCACCAUUGAUGAAAACCAAACAUUCAAGAAACCAAAGUAAAUUGAAAAAAGACACAGUUACUAAUAUGAGUGAAAAGUUGAUAGUAAAGCCGAAAAAGAAAAAAAAAAAGAAAUAUGUACAGCAUAAUAAGGAUAUACAAAAUAAUAAUCAAGAUAAUAAUAAACAUACAAAUCUACCAGUUCUAGAAGCUGGAGAUGUUAAGAGUUUACUUGAGCAGUUUGAAGCUUCUGAAGAUGCUUUAGUUUCAACUUGUCCAUCUACCGAAAUGAAUGUAGAAUCUGAGCUGAAGUCAUCUGUAAAAUCUAAUGAAACUCAACAGUGCAUAGAACAGUCUCAAAUUUCAAAUUUGCAUAAAAAUAUUAGAGAUGGUCUACCCAAAGAAGUUGUUGAAAAGAUAAAGACAUCUGCACGUAAAAAGGUGAUUUCAAUAAUACCAGCAAUGCCUAGUAAUCAAAAUAAUGGUGGUAGUAAUGGAACACAUAUGCAAGAUGCUGCUACAUCACUCUUUCGAAACAAACUUUUAAAAACAGUCACAAACAAUACUAAAAAUAAGAUCAUUGAUAGUGGACUGGUUCAACUGGAUCAUGAUUAUUGUAGUAUUAAUUCCUCCAUUAGUGGUUUAAAGAGUAAUAGUGAGUAUGAAAGACUAGUUGAUUCUGAGAAAGUGACUUUUAUUAAGAAUGACAAUGUACGUUUAUUAUGUUAUUAUACAGCGUGUGAAGAACAAUCUUCAUCUCCGUCAAAUUUAAAUAAGAGUUUUAUGAAAAAGGAAGAUUAUUUAACUGAUAGUAAUUCAAAAAAAGAGAGUGAUCUGGAAUCUGGUGAUGUUAAUGAGAACAAUGAAAAACAACCAGAAAUUACAAUAGUUAGUGAUAUUCAAAAUAAUAAAUCUAUGAUGCAACUACAAAAUGAAACAAAGAUUUGCAGAAAAGAAGUAGCAACAAGCGAGGAAAAUUGUCAACGUAGUAAUAUUUCAAACGAUAUUUCCAACUGUACUUCUACAAGUAAUUUAAAGUCACAGAUGAAAAUACAUUCAGCUCUAGCAGCUAAUAUUUUGCGAAUACGACAAGGUAUUGUGAAUAAACAAGAUUCGAAAUCUAUAAAAGUAGGAACUCAAAGAAUAAAACAAAUGGUUUCUGUAUUAAAAAAACCUCCUAAUGUACAAGCAUCCGUCGUGAAGACUAUUCUUGAUGAAAAUAUAGUAGCUACUACUAGUAAUGGUUCACAUGAUGAAGUAAAGAAUACUACUGUUCAAGAGAGUGAAAAAGCAUCUACACAGGAGGAAGAAAAAAAGCCUCCCCGAAAGAAAUUAAAUUUGGCAGAAUAUAGAAGUCGAAUGGAACAAAAUCGUAGUGAUAAUAGUAGAACAAAUUCACCAUUGCAACCUAUGACACUAGUAUAUGUUCAUCAUGCUUUCACUACAACUGAACCUAUCCAGGACGAUCCUAAAAAUUUGAUUUGGUCAGAGAGAGAAAUUGUCUCAGUUUUAAAACCAAAACUAGAUACAGAUGAAAAGAAAGUUCCAAAGCCAGUUACUUGUGAUAUAGCAAUUCAAACGUAUGAAACAGUAUUUGAAUUUCCUACAAAAUCUUUAAUUGAUGUUGAUGAGAGAUUCAAGCAACAAAGAGAUAAUAAUGCACGAGAUAAAAAUCAACAGUCUUGUAGAAAGCACGGAAUUGGUUCCAAUUCAAACCGAUCUAAAUCAAGAAGUAAAAGUAAAAGCAAGAGUAGAAGCAGAAGCAGAAGCAGAAGUAGAAACAGAAGCAGAAGCAGAAGCAAAAGCAGAAGCAAAAGCAGAAGCAGAAGCAGAAGCAGAAGCAGUAGUAACCGCAGUAGAUCUCGUAAACGCAAUAAUACACGUCAGCGAAGAAUAAGUCAUCGACGUAGCUCCGUUAGCUCAAGUAGUAGUUGGUCAUCACGUUCGCAUUCGCAUUCGCGUUCACGUUCACGUUCACGUUUCCGUUCCUGUUCCCGUUCGCAUUCGCGAUCACAUUUUCGUUAUCGCUCACGUUCAAGAACAAGAUCUUCUUUCAGUUCGGAAUCAAGAUAUUCACGAUCGCGUUCCAGAUCGUCUAGAUCAAGAUCACCAUCAUCUUCUCGUUAUUCCAGUUGUUCCAGGUCUUCGUCUCGUUCAAAUUUCGGAAGAAAUAAAUGGUCGAAAAGAAGAAAAUCAAAUAGAAGACAUUAUACAAGUUAUGAUAGGCACAAACAGCAUUCUACGACAAGGUAUCAUAGCUACAGAGACUGGAAAAGGUCACCAUCAACUUCAUACCGACGAUCCUAUGACAAUUGGUAUGAUCGAGAAAAACAAAAACAAGUAGAGGAGCGGAGAGUAAUUUAUGUUGGACGCUUGGACGAAGGAAUCACUAAAGCUGAUUUACGUAGAAGAUUUGAAACCUUUGGCCCUGUAGUAGAUAUUAGUAUACAUUUUCGCGAACACGGCGACAAUUAUGGUUUUGUAACCUUUGCUUACAAAAAUGACGCCUAUGAAGCUGUAGAACAUGGUAAUGACGACCCCGCUUUACCUAGGUACGAUUUAUGUUUUGGAGGUCGUCGUGCUUUUUGCAAAGUGAAAUAUGCCGAUCUUGAUGGUAUGGCAAGCAGUUCAUUUAACAAUGGAUACAUGUUGCAAGGUGGCGAAGAUAACACAUUUGAUCUUUUAUUAAAAGAAGCGAAAGCAAAAUUACGCAAGAGGAAUGUUUGACAUAGGUACUAUUUGUUAGUUAUAAAUAUAAUUUAAAAAAUUAGCGCAGAAAUGUCGUCAUUGAUGAUAUUUAAAGCAAAAACAAGUGGAGAAAUCUAUACUGAUAUUUUCCACUAACAGAAAUUUAGUAAAAAUUAUAUAAUUGUUAUAGAAUAUAAACUGUUACAAUAUGACAUUUGUAAUAGAAGUAACAGUUAACAAGUAUAUCUUUUUGAACUAAUAUUAUAAUUGAAAAUAUCAGUACCAUAUAUAUGUGUAAAAUAUUUCUUUAAUCUAUUUUGAUAUUUUCAGUAAUAAUGAAAGUAUUAAAUCUUUUCUAUAUGCUUAAUUAAAACUAUGUGACUUCUAUAAAUUUAUUUUACUCGUGCUUUUUAUAAAUAAUUUAUUAAAACUAAUACAAAAAUUAUUAAUUACAAGAUCUCCAGUAUAGGAGCAUUUAAGUUAAACAACAACAAUAAUUGUAAUUUAAGUAAUUUUAACCAUUAGUUUAAAGUUAUUUUUUACAUAAAAAAAAAAAACAUACAUUCAUUGUCUUCAAAAAUGAAUUACGGAAAUGUAAGAAUAUUCUUAUUAUACCAACUAUACAAACUAUUUGUAUGUUUGCAUAGAAAAAUGUAGUUACAAAAAAUAACCAAGUCUGAUAAUAUUUACUCUACUUUUUAAUAGCUAUAAUUUUUUGGAAUGAUUAAGAUGCGUUCAAUGUUAUAUUUGUAAUAUGGAAUAUGUGGAUAUUUAAAUUUGUUUUGCACCUUUUCUUACCUACGAUGUAACAUUUCCGUAUAUUUUCGAAUUAUUAAAUGUAUUAUCACUUUUUACCUUUAAAUGUUAUAAAUUUGCAAUAAACUUUUAUUGUAUGAAAAGUUUUUAUUUUCAAGUACAAAGUAAUAGAAAAUUCGAAAAAUAACAUUAUUUUGUCGCCUAUGACAUUAUUAUUUUUGAAAACAUUUCUUUCUUUGAUAAUUUUUCACUGCUACAAUAUAAAAUUUUUAAUAAUAUAAUGUAAAUCCUGAAUACAAUUUACACGUUAAUUGCAAAUGGAUAUUUAACACGUUUUGAAGGUAAGAAAUUAACAUACGAAUUUUCAAGCAGAUAUACUUGAUUUUAAAUGCAAAAUGAAAAUUUCAAGGAGUAAAUAUUGUGUUUCAUAAAUGUAACAAUUGUACUAAAAACCAGUUCUUGUUUAAAUAUGUGACAGCGAAUUGAAAAUUCAUAGAAAUAAAAUUGAAUGUUUAUAGUUCCUAUUUUGUGAAGAAAUAUGAAAAUAUUUAUCUUCAGUUUUAAGAAAUAUAAUUUUGUUCAUAAUAAACUGUCGAUCUUUAUACAUUGCAGUAAUUUUUAUUUAAUGCAGGUAUACAUUACCUUGGUUAAACAUUGACGGUUUUUAAAUGGAAUCGUAGCGUUAGUUUACGAGAUAUUGAAUAACGAACGUAACAUUGAAAUGAUAAAUAUUUCCUAAACAUUUUUUAAUGCGAAUAAUUUAAUACUUUUCUAUGUGGAUCAGGAGUUGCAUUGAUAAAGACAUUAAAAAAUAUAAUUCCAUUUUUAAAAAAUUGUAAUUGAUCUCUACAUAUCUGUAAAAAAAGCUAAUGUUCUCUUCGAUACCACCCAAUUUUUGUUUGAAACAUUUUCUCGUACAUUAUACAGUGAUUGUCAAACAAUUUGAAAUUAUAGAGAUGUUUUGCACGAGAUGUUUCAUUCUAUUUAAACUAAUAACAUCUUAUCUACUCAAUAAUAGUUGUAUUAAAAACCAAUUCUUGUUUAAUUGUUAAUAACACGCUAUUUCUAUUUUAUUGUGAAAUGUAUAAAUAUUGUAAAUAAUAGCAAUAUAAUCGUAUAUAAUUGAUUUGAAUCGAUCAUAAUAUUUUUUGCAUUUUUCAUAAAGAUGUGCGAGUACUCGAAAAUAAGAAUACAAAAAUUUUCUUCGGAUAGUCAUAAUUUCAAGAUCAAUCAAAGCAAUUUUUUAGUUUGGGAGCAUUUUCAUAUGUUGUUUGCGUAAUCAGAUGUAAGAACCUCUAUUAAUAAAAGGAAACAUUACAAUAUACCAAAAUUGUUUCAUUUUAAAUUAAAAUGAAGGAAACAUAAAUUUAUGAAUGACGAAGUUCCAUUAACUUUUUUGGGAAAAACGUGUGGAAAAAUUAUGAGAAAAACUGCAGUAGUCAAAAAUCAAAAGAAAGCCGUAUAUUAAUUCAAACAGAAGAAUAUAUUUUACAUGAAAAUUUAACAUUUACGACAGUGAUAAAGAAGUAGGGAUUUGGUUACUUCGUCUGUGGUAGAAGAACAAAUAUGCCAGAAACAGAAAAGAAAUUAAAAGAAGGAGACGAAAGGAAAAUGAAUGCAAAGACAAUUCUACGAGAGAGGGGGGAGAGAGAGAGAAUAUACAGAAUGGUGGGAAGGGAGUGCGAGAUAAAAAAAAAGGAUAAGAAAUAUCUGUGAAAAGUGGAAACAAAGAAAGAUGACCAGAGAAGAGUAUUUGGAAAGAGAGAACUGAAAAAUUUUCAUCGAUUUUAUCCAAGUUUCCAUAGCAUAUAACAGUUCUUGUAGUUGUUGUAAUUAUUACAUACUAAAAUAUAGAGAAAGUUGCCAAAAUACAACAAAAUAACGAAAUAUCAAUGUGAAUUAUUAUGUGAAAAAAUUGAAUUGAAACGUUUGGUAUUUUAGUUGUUUAAUUUUACACAAUGACCGAAUUGUUUUUCACAAAGUGAGAAUUAGAUAAUCUUCCAUUUCUCUUUAUUAUUUAAACCAUCAUAUGUAAGAAAUACAAAAUUUUUACAUUUUUGUAAUCUAGAAAUUAUACUCUAGCAUAGCAUGAUACAUCCUUUUUUUAUCAA